GUUUACUAUGUGUUUCGGACAACAUAACAACACCAGGUGGAGGGUUCAAUGUGUUGAAUUUAUGUCUAAUGCAAAUUAAAGAUGAUGAUUUCACCAAUAAAGGUAAAUAAGAAUUCAGCAGUACCUUCUGUUUUGUGACAUUUGAUUGAUGACAGCUUUUUCUCGUCAUAACUCUUUAACAGUCAUUACACGUCCGGUUUUGAAAUAUCACUGUUGCAUAAACUUAAGGCGUUGAACGUUGAUUUUUAAACAGCUGCUUUAUUUUUGAAGACACUUCCCUUCACAAUGAGAAGAGGGGGCUUUCUAGCCUUCUUGGUGUGUUUUUACUAUGUAGAGGGCGGGGGGUUGACCAGUUUUGGACUGGGGAUGAUAGGACACUUUGGAAGGAUGGAUAGGGUACAAAAAACAGGAGGGUUGAUGUCCAAUUUCGAUUUGGAGUUGAAAGGCACGGAAGAGAGAAAUGGAGGAACAGUGACUAAAUUCGAAGUAAAAUUGAAAGACGCUCAAGUGAAGAAGAGAGGCAGAAUGGCUAAUUUUACACUGAAUACAAAAAACAGUGAAGAAGGGAGUGCGACAGUGAACAAAUUCAAGCUGAAGUCUAAAGACAAUGUCCAAAAGGAAAACCAGAUACUGAACAAUUUCAGAUUUGAUUUGAAAGACAAGGAAAAGGACAAUGGAAACGAAGUUCAUCAAUCUUCAUCAAAUAAUAUUAAGCCUAAUGUGAGUCCUUAUCGGCCUAAGAAUGAAGAACAGAAGUGUAUGGUAAUUGUGAGGAAGACCUUUCUGGAGAAGGAGAUGGUUAUUUAUCCAUGCUUUCGGCCCGUCAGAGGGGUCACCCCUGUAGCAGCCCACCAAAGUUCUAUAGGGUUAGUGUGUAGAGGAUUCACCACCAUCCCCAGCACGAAAUACAUCAGAAUGUCUAUCUGCUGUCCUGGAUGGUAUGCUGACAACCAAGGGCGCUGUACAAUGAGGGUGGAUGAUAGAGGCCGUGAGUCGCAGAUGCCAAAAGUGAGUGCACCUGCUCAGGACAACAGUCAAAAACGUCUCGAGGCUCUACCUAAAUACCCCGCAUCGUAUAAAAAUCCACAAUUUGGACCAAUGAAUCGUGGUCUACCUCCACCAGACAGAUGGACUCCAAACGAUAUGGCCAUGCGUAGAAUCCAAAAUAUGAUGGAACAAAGACUGAGAUUGAUAGAUAUGAUUGAGAGGAAGAUGAAAGCACGAGAACAAAAAACCACCCGUCCUCCUGUUCCUCAGUCUCCAGUAGGAAAACUUUUCCCAACCGUAAGAAAAUUCAUCACAGUAAGCAAGUCUGUAAUUUCACCAAGAAAACUGUCACGCCAGAACAAAAUACCACAGGUACCAAAUAACACACCUCUCCGCCAUCAACCCGUCCAACAGAUCCCGAUGAUUCCAAAACCCCAGCAACAGAAGCCGCAAUUCAUUAUCGCUCAGAAGAAACAAUUUGUACAGGUGCCUCGUCAGUCCAUCCCUCAAUUCUCGCCAGUCAAACAGGCCACACAUAUUCGUAUAAAUGCACCCAAUGCCUUCCCAUAUAUUCCACACCAUCCCUCGAUGAGACAAAGAGGAAUGCCACAAAUUCCAGACAUGCAUGCUCAGCGUUUCCACAAUCGGAUGCCACCGAUUCCACCCAUGCACAAACAUAUUGCUCCACCUCGAUCACAGUUCCCCAAUGUCCCUCCCCACCCCAUGGCUUUACUCCUCCAGCGUAUCGAUCAAGACAGAGUUCAGCUCCCCAAAUUCCCCGUCCAAAUGCCACCAGUUCAAGUACAACCAGGACCAAGUCUUGGCUUCCCCUCACCUCCGCCAUGUUUCGCAGCUUACCUGGAUGUUGUGCAGUCUUGCUUCAAAGAAUCUGGUGUGGAGAUGCCACCAGAUCAUGGCAUUCUAAAUGGCGAUUACAACUACCAGGGCGUCUGUCAAAAGAAGAUCCCAAUCGCAGACUGCAUCAAACGGUCAGUGCACCCUUGCGCCACUCUCCAGGAACACAUGUUGGUCCGUACCACGAUGGUCAACACACUGUCUGAAAUUGACAGAAUUUGCCGCAUUGACAGCAUCCAAGGAAUCGAACAUCGUAUGGCUGUUGACGAUGAGGUCCCUGCUCCACCAACAGAUAUUCCACAUGACCACAUACACAUGCAUGGUGACGUUGUGCACAGUCAUCCACAUGAUCAUCACCACGAUCACCAGCAUCUUCCAUUAGACACCCCACUCGAAGAGAAAGUCAUCCAGGCGGAACCGGCCACGGAACCUCCUACCGAUGGCAUCCAAUUCCUUGGACCCUCUGAUCAAAUCAGAGCUGAUCCUAUACCAGAGGAUAAACCAGACAUUACUCCUGAUAUCAAGCAAGAUAUCAAACCAGAAAUUAAACAAGCUAUUGAUGAGGUGAAAAAAGACGAUAACGUCAUGGUGGAACUUACCAAGGUCAUUGAGAACAAUGUGGAGCCACACAUCCAUGCGCAUCCUCAUGUACAACAUGUUCAUGACGACAUCACACACGAAUAUUAUCUUCCUCUCCUUAUUGGCACAGCUAUCGGAGUGGCGGCCAUUUUCCUUCUUUUGUUGGCCAUUUUCUGUAUUUGCUGCCGAAGAAGAAUCAAGAAGAAAAUUUACGUCGAAAGAGAACCAGAAAAACCCAAACUGUUUGAGGGAAUCUACACUAUCGGAGUACCUCCACCAGUUUAUGAAGUGAAUGGCAUUCCACCACUGUCGUAUGAAGAAGUUCGAGGAAUCAAAAUCACGGGCUCACCGUCGUCUGUAAGACGUCAUAACCAGGAAAAUGACCAGGCCGAGAAUACCUCACGCCGUGGAGUCGUAUCGGACAUUUAAGAGUGAAAGCGAUGGAAGACGUCGUGACGUAAAGACUGAGUGCUAUCUAUUCAACCUUUCCAACGUUUUCGCUUUACCGAUAGAGCAAAAUUUUAUUGUACUAAUGCAAUCUCGUGAUAGAAUCUCGUCCGUUCUUGUGUGUCAAAUGACAAGCAUCUUCAUGUAUAUAUACAGUAUAUUUGGUUGAAUAAAAUUCAGUUACACAUUUUUGAAUGAUA
Molecule: messenger RNA, 3068 nt
Organism: Ostrea edulis (European flat oyster)
Lineage: Eukaryota; Metazoa; Mollusca; Bivalvia; Ostreida; Ostreidae
Exons: 8
Coding region: 286-2850 (854 amino acids)
Source: RefSeq, a predicted model, not a curated record